This is a messenger RNA of Argiope bruennichi, 778 nucleotides long. RefSeq names its product ubiquitin-fold modifier-conjugating enzyme 1 (gene Ufc1). NCBI's taxonomy places the organism in Eukaryota, Metazoa, Arthropoda, Arachnida, Araneae, Araneidae. The record is from RefSeq and is a predicted model, not a curated record. Gene Ontology annotation, molecular function: UFM1 conjugating enzyme activity. Gene Ontology annotation, biological process: protein K69-linked ufmylation. Bases 201 to 704 code for a protein of 167 amino acids. The transcript is spliced from 5 exons. Gene Ontology annotation, cellular component: cytoplasm.
UGAAUUUCCCCUGACUUCGCCUCGUUGACAGACGAAAUAAUUUCUUUUAGUUUUGAAUUCACAAUCGUAUUUUUAAGUCGGAGAAUAACUUUUAAAAUUAAGUAUUUGGUCUGUUAAACAUUUAUAUUGCAUUUCAUUUUAUCUUAAAUUAUUUAUAUUUAUGCUAAUUUUAUUUUUUCAUUUAAAAUAAAUAUCACAAUAUGGUUGAUGAAGGUACUAGAAAAACUUUGAGUAAAAUACCUCUCUUGAAAACGAAAGCAGGUCCUCGUGAUAAAGAAUUGUGGCCAGUUCGCUUGAAAGAAGAAUAUCAAGCAUUAAUUCAGUAUGUUCAAAAUAAUAAAGACAGUGACAACGAUUGGUUUCGUCUAGAGUCCAAUAAAGAUGGAACUCAGUGGUUUGGAAAGUGUUGGUAUAUACAUGAACUUAUGAAAUACGAAUUUCCUAUAGAAUUUGACAUUCCAGUGACUUAUCCAACAACAGCACCAGAAAUAGCUAUACCAGAAUUGGAUGGAAAAACAGCUAAAAUGUAUCGUGGAGGCAAAAUCUGCUUGACUGACCAUUUUAAACCACUCUGGGCUCGCAAUGUUCCAAAAUUUGGAAUAGCUCAUGCUAUGGCUUUAGGACUGGGUCCUUGGCUGGCUGUGGAAAUUCCAGAUUUAAUUCAGAAAGGUAUUGUUGUCCAUAAAGAAGGCCCAUCUACUUGAUGUAUCAAAACCGUUGUUAAAUGUUGAAAUGUCUCAAAUGAAUUGGUUAUUUUAAUAAAAUAUUUAAAAUAAAA